Drosophila innubila is the source of this 1811-nucleotide messenger RNA. RefSeq names its product angiopoietin-related protein 4-like. The transcript has 2 exons. NCBI's taxonomy places the organism in Eukaryota, Metazoa, Arthropoda, Insecta, Diptera, Drosophilidae. The record is from RefSeq and is a predicted model, not a curated record. Bases 364 to 1773 code for a protein of 469 amino acids.
GGAAUGUCAUUAAUAUUUCGCUUUUUAGACCCUUAUAUCUGUUUUCUGAACAUUAACAACAACACAACUACAUUAUAUAUAAUAAUUAGUCUUCGUUGACUUUUUAAAAUCUUAUCUAAGAUGUAAGAAAUUGAUGUCAAAAUCAGUUAAAAUUUAACAUAACUGUUAUUCACAAUUAAAAAGGGCUAUGGCUUCGACCUGACUACGCCCCAGCAAACCUACAUACAUACAAUUUUAUAUUGCUUCAAAAAAAGCUCGCGAAAAAUCGCAUUUCAGUUCCAUACCGAAAGCCAACAAGCACGGAAUGCUGAUGUGUUGUUAUUUAUUUUUUUGAAGUGAAAGAUUGCUGAUUAAAUUUCAGGAAUGGCAAAGCAUUUAUUUGUUAUUUUUAUUUUGAUAUUUACCCUAUCAGUUAUAGCUAUUACUUCAACGCAAUUGAAUUCCGAAAACGAAUGCAGUACAGAGAAAUGUCUUGAAAGAAAAAUAAAAAAAGAAAGUAAAAGGUUAUGCAGUUUGCAAAAAUUGAAAGUUAGACAAAAUAUGCAAAUGAAAAUAACAUCUCUAAGGAAUACUAUAAAGGAAAAAAAUGACACCUACUGUAUAGCACCUCUUCGUCAAAAUAAAGCUGAGAUAUCAUUACUUAAGACCAAUAUUACAGUGCUGCAAACUUCACUUGAUGAACAAAAAAAUUAUUCGGAAUAUAUUCAAAGUAUUAUGCAAACUAAAGAAAAUAAAUACAAUGUCUUACAAAAUCAAUACACUGAGCUACACAAUCUUUUUGAUAUUAAAGAUAUCGAAAUUAAGCAGCUAAAUACCACGCAAAGAAGUCUUUUGGAUCAACUGAAUAACAAAACAAGCAUGAUAAUAGAAUUGAAAAACACAAUUCAAGACAUGCAAGCUUUGAUUAAGAAUAAGAAAAACGAUUACGCUUUGCUACUAGAUAAUUACACUGAAUUACAUAAAGAAGUUGAGCUAAAAGAUAUUGAAAUAAGCACUCUGCGUUCUAAUAAUAUAACACUUUUUACUGAACUGCAAAGCUGCACAAAUGAAAAGAUAAAUCUAGUGACACAUUUAACUGAGAUGACAAAUAGCUUAAAAGAUGUAACAACAACUCCACAAAAUACAACAAAAUCGCAAGCAACUGAAGGAAAAUGUCCACCCUUUGGCAACUUCACAGGUGAUCAUUUGGUUACAAUUCCGGGAUUUUCGCAACCCUUCCGAAUACCCUGUAAUUCCGACAGUAAUAAGAAAGAUUGGACGGUGAUUGAGCGCCGCUUGAAGCAGACACUAGAUUUUAACCGUAACUGGGAAAGUUAUCGUAACGGAUUUGGUGAUCACAAGUCGGAGUUCUUUAUCGGAUUGAAAUUACUUAACCUGAUGACAUCAUCGCAACAGCACGAACUACUCAUUCGACUGAGAUCGAGGAAGACAGUUAAGUUUGCUCAUUACAGUGAUUUUGAAGUUUCCGGUGAAGAUAAGAACUUUCAGUUAAAAUCACUCGGAUUAUAUUCUGGCGAUGCUGGCGAUGGUAUGCGAGAAAGUGAGGGAUUAAAGUUUAGCACUUUUGAUCGGGAUAAUGAUCUAACGGAGAACUCCAACUGUGCUAAGGAUUCAGGAGGAGCCUGGUGGUUUACUGAUUGCGGCGUUACAAAUCUUAACUUCAAGUAUUAUAGUAAAACUGUGAAUCAAAUGCUUUGGAACAAUUUGAUGGAACCAGUAGUGUCUAUAGAAAUGAUGAUACGUCCAACGGAACUCGACUCGAAUAACAAAUAAAGCAUCAUUUGUACAUCGUAUAUAUAACUUUUAUUGUU